AGUACAAAAACCGCGUACAAUUUCGAACCCUAUCAGUUGGUCAUUGGAAAUUAACUAAAACAUGUGUCACACAUACAGUUUAGUGAUUGUGUUGUUUUUUUUUCACGGUGCAGCGAGAAGUGAUGAAUUAUCAUAUAAAUAUGAAUUACUCGAUGAUGCGCACACAGUCGAUGAUAUUGAUAUUGGCGCCAAAUAUAUAGCUCUAUUAGUUGAAAAUUCACCAAUCGAUUUUGAAAAUGCUCUGAAUUUUCUAAAAGGUGUUCCAAAUAUGAAUAAAGCAAAUGGCUACAGCGGAACGGAUUUUUGGCUCAUAACUUUUAACUCGUCAGGUGUUUCGGCUGUUUUGGCAAGUAGCUUAGACAACAAAUAUAGCUUUUAUGAUAGCCUGGAAUAUUUGGAAUUCCAAAGCAAUCCAGAAAUUGACUUAAUUUCAAAUCAAUCAUUGCCUUUAUUCGCGAUCAUCCACACUGCUCGAAUUUUGCCAAACAAUGGAGCGAUUAUAGUUUUUAGUGACUUUGUUAUAAAUAAAGAUAAAUAUCUCGAACAAAUUGCUUUGGAUAGUAUUUUGAGUAAGAAUAUAACGGUUUACGCUAUAAACAAUGAGGAAAAUAUAACUAAUAACGUGCUGAGUAAUAUUCUCGAAUCAUCUGGUGGCAGAAAACUAAAUAUUACUCCACCAUACCGAAAUAAAAACUACAAAUACACCGCAGAUAUUGAACGCAAUAAAAUAUCCCUUAUUUUUUCAAUGAAAAAUUUAACUAAUUUACUGGAGUUGCCGUUGGUUAUAGGCUAUAACGUUACAGCUAUCCACAUAACAAUAAGUCCUAAAACCACAUACGGAUGUCUUAUAUCUCCAAAGGGUCACAAGUAUUUGUUUUCGAACCAUUUUAAUCAAAUAAACUACUUACAAGGAUCGCAAUUUCAAAAAGAAAAUUGGGGCUUUCAACUAUAUUUGAACUUUUCCAUGUUUAAUCAAUCUAACUUGGGAACAUGGAUGCUAAAAAUCGAAAACCUACUGGAACCUUAUAAUGCUAGUGUAUUUGCUUUGACGACUUCGGAUUUGCCUAGAAGUGAUGCUAAGAAGGAUUAUGGUUUGGCCAAACAAAGAUAUACCAGCCUUGGUAAGAGCGACUUAUAUCCAACUCAAACCAUUACGGUAGAAGUAGGAUUGGGCUCAGAACUAAUCUUAGCUGCUGGAAAAAGUGGUGAAAUAUAUUUCGAGGUAACUAAUUGGGGGACUUCUACAGAGCUCGUUACAUUUUCCUGUAGCGACCUGAAAUACCUUUUACAAAAACUAUCAACAUACAAAAGAUACCUUGACCCUCAAGAAAGUACUAUAGUAACACUGUAUAUAGACGGAACUGAUGGCCCAUAUGAGGAUCAAAUUACAUUUUCGGUGACUUCUAAGUUUCAAAUAGUACAAAAGAAAGUUAUUUUGGAUGUUGGAUUGACCCAGCCCCUGGACAUGAUUGCUCCAGAGAUAGAGUAUUCAUAUCAAAGUGACUGUACUGAAAUUUGGUAUUUAGGGUGUAGUAAAGGCGCCUGGACGUUAGAGAUCAUGGCUAAAGAUGUGGAUUCGGGCUUGUUGAAAAUAAAUACCGAACCCAAAGGGUUGCAAAUUUCAAAGGGAUAUACUUCUGGCACUAAAGACUCUGUAAUAGGACACUACAGUGGUUCAUGCUGCGAUCCUGAACUAGAGAUAUCUGUCGUAGAUAGAAAAAAUAAUAAAAGAACUAUCGCACUUAACGCGUAUCGUGCAAGAUUAAGUAUUGUGGCUAUUUCCGCUAUAGUAUUAGGCAUAUUUCUUUUUAUAAUUGUGAUUGCGGUCAUUAUUGUAGUUGUUCUGAAAAAAUGGAAGAGUAAGGAGUCGUUUGACCUGCCAACUUAUAAGGGAGGUAAUAUUUGACAAUUAAUACAGGGGAUUAUUAGAGAGCAAAACGAGGCAAAUUUAUGGAACACCUUAGCUCUCGAAUAUGGCACUAGUUGCAAUAGUGAUAGCACAUCUACCACACAAAAAUCUUCCGCCUAGAAUACGUUUUUACACUGUUCCAUAAUAUAUUCAAGUUAUUAAUUUUAUAGAAUGUAAGCAUUAUGUUAAUUAUGUAGCCCCAGUCAAUGAACUAUGUGAAUUUAAUUGGAAAUAAAUUCAAAGAUUAGUGUGGUCAAUUA
Messenger RNA from Dendroctonus ponderosae (mountain pine beetle), 2169 nucleotides. RefSeq lists its product as uncharacterized. The record is from RefSeq and is a predicted model, not a curated record. Lineage: Eukaryota; Metazoa; Arthropoda; Insecta; Coleoptera; Curculionidae. The transcript has 8 exons. Bases 62 to 1906 code for a protein of 614 amino acids.